Molecule: messenger RNA, 2095 nt
Organism: Phoenix dactylifera (date palm)
Lineage: Eukaryota; Viridiplantae; Streptophyta; Magnoliopsida; Arecales; Arecaceae
Product: calmodulin-binding receptor kinase CaMRLK-like
Biological process (GO): protein phosphorylation
Molecular function (GO): protein kinase activity; protein binding; ATP binding
Source: RefSeq, a predicted model, not a curated record
UAACGCCGUUAAGUCUUUGGCCUCCAACUUCCACGUUUUUAACGACGCCCCUCCCUUUCUCAGCGUAGAACACUCCCGACGCCAUGCCACCCUCUCCUGAUCUCCUUCCUCUUCUCCUCCUCCUCCUCCUCUCUUUCUUCUCCUACUCCCACUCCUCCUGCGACCCAUCAGAGCGCGAACUUCUCUCCCGCGCCUUCAGCUCCGUCUCAGGUUUCCAGCCCCCCCGGCCCGACUCAAGAUGCGCCAAGAUUCGGGAGAUCAAACUCCCCAAUAGGAACCUCAGCGGCACCGUAUCUUGGACGCUCCUGCGGAACAUCUCGAGCCUCCAGAUCCUCGACCUCUCCGGAAAUGCUCUCGAGGGCUCCAUCCCUGCCCGCUUCUGGUCCGACUCGGCUCUCCUCGAGGUCAACCUCGCCGCCAACCGCUUCGGUGGCGCCCUCCGGAUAGAACAGGGCCCCGCCGGCACGUAUCCACCCCCUAUUAAGGUCCUCGACCUCUCCGGCAACCGGUUCACCAGCGCGGUGGGCUUGGAGGACCUCAAAGGCUUGAAACAUCUCGAUGUUUCUAAUAACUCCAUGGCCGGGGAUUUUCCCAAAGACUUCCCACCGCUCGCGGGCCUUGGCUUCUUAAACGUCUCGUUUAAUAACUUCACCGGAGUGGUGGAACCCGAGGUGCUCGAGAAGUUCGGGAGCUCAGCUUUUAUAAAAGCCGGCUCUCUUAAUUUCUCUUCUUCUGCUAGAGACGCCCCCAGUCCUGCUCCCUCUUCUUUAGUUUCUCGUGGGAAGAAAAGCAUAACAAAGGGUCGUGAAGGGGCGCUAAGGAUGGGAGUUACAGUAGCGGCCGCCUCUCUUGUAGUAUUCUCUCUAUUGGCUUAUGUGUUAUAUGCGGUGAUGAGGAAGAGAAAGGGACGGAAGGAUGAGUGGAAUGGGGAGGAACCAGCGGCCUCUGCUGCAGCGGCGGCGGUGGGGAAGGAAGCGGGAUGGGUCGCGGAGGCCAGGUGGACGGCGCCGGUGGUGGUGUUCGAUAAGCCGCUAAUGGCGCUGACGUUUGCGGACCUGGCAGCGGCCACGUCGGGGUUCGGGAGGGAGUCCCAACUGGCGGAGGGCGGCCGGAGCGGGCCGGCAUACCGGGCGGUGCUCCCUGGGGACAUGCACUUGGUGGUCCGGGUGCUGGAGGCCGCCCGCGAGGUGGACGAGAAGGAGGCGGCCGCCGCCUUCCGCGACCUCGCCCGCCUCCGCCAUCCCAACCUUCUUCCUCUCACCGGCUACUGCAUCGCAGGAAGAGAGAAGCUACUGCUAUACGAGUACAUGGAGAAGGGGGACCUCCACCGGUGGCUCCACGAACUCCCGGCGGCCUGCCCCGACGUCGAGGACCGGAGCAUCGAAACGUGGGAGAUCCACCACGGGGAGGAGAGAAGACCGCCGCCGGGGGCAUCGGCGUCGGUGGGGGACUGGCCGACGCGGCAUCGGAUCGCGCUAGGGAUCGCGCGGGGGCUGGCUUUCCUCCACCAGGGGUGGGUUGGCUCGCGGCAGGCCGCGGUCCACGGCCACCUCGUCCCGACCAACAUUCUUCUCGGCGAGGACCUGGAGCCCCGGAUCGCCGAUUUCGGGGUGGCGACCGGCGAGGGCACAGCGGACGGGGACGUGUACAGCUACGGAGUGGUGCUGAUGGAGCUGGUGACGGGGAGGGCGGGGUGGUCGGACGCCGAGGUCGGGUGGACUCGGAUGCUGGUUAGGGAGGGGCGGGUGGCGGAGGCGGUGGACCCCAGGCUGAGGGAAUGGCCGGAGUGGGAGAAGGAGGCGGUGGAAUGCCUCCGGGUGGGGUAUCUCUGCACCGCCGAGUCGCCGGAGAAGCGGCCCACCAUGCAGCAGGUAGUGGGUCUCAUCAAAGACGUGCGCCCUUGCUCCACCGCCGCCGCCACUGCCACUUCAUCCUUCUCAUCUUCUUCCCAUUAAAGGAAGCGCCAAAUGCAACUCCUUUUACUCCUUUUCUUUUCUUUUCUUUUUUUCUACUACUAUGAUUCCUUUUUAAUAUCAUUAGUCGGUCUACCUUCUUGUUGUUUUGUUAAAGGACAGGGAGAGAAGGCGAUUUUAGU